Rubroshorea leprosula is the source of this 1227-nucleotide messenger RNA. Lineage: Eukaryota; Viridiplantae; Streptophyta; Magnoliopsida; Malvales; Dipterocarpaceae. The record is from the annotation of a GenBank genome assembly.
GUUCUUCCUGCUAACAAGCGUCUAUCGAAGCAACUGGAAAUCGGGAUCUUCUCCUCGUCCCUUCCCAUUGGAAGAAAAUCUAAACCAGAUUUCAAGCUCAAGAUCAUGUCGCGAGAGAGGCCCAGACGACUCAACCUACCUCCAGCUCAAGAGAAUAUUGAGAAAUUAGAAAAAGUUAUAAAUGAGGGUAAUUUCUAUGGAGCUCAGCAGAUGUACAAGUCUAUCAGUGCACGCUAUGCAUCUGCUCAGAGAUAUCCUGAGGCCUUGGAUAUCCUUCAUUCGGGCGCAUGCCUUCAGUUGAAAAAUAACCAGAUCACCUGUGGGGCAGAGCUUGCAGUCUUGUUUGUGGAGACACUUGUUAAAGGGAAAACUCCUUAUGAUGACAAUUCCCUUGACUGCAUCAGGAAAAUCUAUAAGAUGUUUCCUCAGAUUCCAGUGCCACAUAACUUGGGGCCAGAUGAUGAUGAGCAAAAACUUGCUGAAGCACUUGGGGCAGCAAAAUUACGUGUGGAGGGUUGUUCAUCAUUCCUAAAGGCUGCUAUUAAGUGGUCUAUAGAGUUUGGAGCUAACAGGCAUGGUGCUCCUGAACUACAUGCUAUGCUGGCUGCUUACAUAUAUUCUGAAUCUCCUGAGUUGGACAUGGCUAGAGUGUCAUAUCAUUUUGUUAGAGGAGACAACCUAAAGAAGUUUGCAUCAACUUUGGUCAAUUUCAUGGGCAAGUGUUAUCCUGGUGAAGAUGAUUUGGCCAUUGCUCGGGCAGUUCUUAUGUAUCUAUCUAUGGGUAAUCUUGGAGAUGCUAAUGAUAUUAUGGAUGAAGUGAAGGAACAAAUGGAAGCCAAGAAUCUUGAGUUCCCUGAAUCUGAUUUGAUCCACUUUAUCUCCUUCCUAUUGCAAACGGUGGAAAGAGAUGCCUUGCCUCUUUUCAAUAUGUUGAGAAUUAAUUACAAGCCAAGCAUAGACAGGGAACCAACAUUUAAUGAGUAUCUAGAUGACAUUGCUGAGAAGUUCUUUGGAGUUCAACGCAGAAGUCCCUUCCAAGGGAUGUUCGGAGAAUUCUUCAGGAUGAUGUGAUGAAUGAUAAGAUUGCAGCAGUUUCAAUCUGUCCUUAAAGAUCCAAAAAUGUUGCCUGGUAUUGUUGGGACUUCCAGCUGGACAUGUUUAUUUUAUUUGAUUUUUUAUGAAGUAAUAUUUCCUUAAAAUAUUUCCGAAAUUUGUAGUUUUAAGAUU